Molecule: messenger RNA, 478 nt
Organism: Staurois parvus
Lineage: Eukaryota; Metazoa; Chordata; Amphibia; Anura; Ranidae
Source: the annotation of a GenBank genome assembly
AGAAAAAAAGCCAACCUCUCUAGCAAUACAUACCAGACUGAGCUUGUGCAGAGUGCUCCACAUGAUAUGUCUUAUCAGGAGAUAAGAAGGGGACACUUGAAGAAGUGGAGGAUCAGAGAAAACAGGAUCAAACAGCCUUUUUACACAAUGCAGAGGAGUAACCCCUUAGGUUCCACAGUUAGUAUAACAAACAUGCUUUACUGCCAGGGGCGGACUGACAACUCAUGGGGCCCCCGGGCAAUAGGGAUCAUGGGGCCCCUGUGUCCUUGCCCAAACUCAAAAAAGCCAAUGAAAAAGGUACCAGGGACAUCUCAUGGGGCCCCUACUGACAACAGGCCCUCGGGCAGUGCUCGAGUUUCCAAAUGGUCAGUCCACCCCUGCCAUGUACUUUGAGAACUAAAUGUGAUUACCAGUAUGUUUUAAACUGGAAUUCAUCAUGGGACUUUAAUUUCUACCCAGAUAAAUUAUACAGUUUUAA